Messenger RNA from Pteropus alecto (black flying fox), 1767 nucleotides. RefSeq names its product sphingolipid transporter 2 (gene SPNS2). The transcript has 15 exons. Gene Ontology annotation, cellular component: membrane. Gene Ontology annotation, molecular function: sphingolipid intramembrane carrier activity; transmembrane transporter activity. NCBI's taxonomy places the organism in Eukaryota, Metazoa, Chordata, Mammalia, Chiroptera, Pteropodidae. The coding region runs from base 1 to 1623 and encodes 540 amino acids. The record is from RefSeq and is a predicted model, not a curated record. Gene Ontology annotation, biological process: sphingosine-1-phosphate receptor signaling pathway; lipid transport; transmembrane transport.
AUGGAGGGCUAUGCUGUGGCUGGAGAGGACAAGUCGCGCGGCUCCAGCGUGACUGCGCCCCCGUCGGGCGGGAGGGACUCAGCCCUAGGGCCCUCUACCGCCUCCCUGCCCCCCGGGGCAGCACGUGCGAGGCGGAGCUGUGGCUCCUGCUUGGAGCUGAUUGGGCGCAAACUGGUGGGCGGGGCCGGACCUCAGCUGUCAGAGCUGCUUCGGCGGCGACGGCGCAUCGGGCUGAACCGUGGCCGCGCCGCAGCCGGGGCCGGAGGCCGCGGGCGGGGGGCAGCCGCCGCCAUCCUCAGCUUGGGCAACGUGCUCAACUACCUGGACAGGUACACCGUAGCAGGAGUCCUCCUGGACAUCCAGAAGCACUUUGGGGUCAAGGACCGAGGCGCUGGCUUGCUGCAGUCAGUGUUCAUCUGCAGCUUCAUGGUGGCUGCCCCCAUCUUUGGCUACCUGGGUGACCGCUUCAACAGGAAAGUGAUCCUCAGUUGCGGCAUUUUCUUCUGGUCAGCAGUCACAUUCUCCAGCUCCUUCAUCCCCCAGCAGCACUUCUGGCUGCUGGUCCUGUCUCGGGGGCUGGUGGGCAUUGGUGAAGCCAGCUACUCCACCAUUGCGCCCACCAUCAUCGGCGACCUCUUCACCAAGAACACACGCACGCUCAUGCUGUCUGUCUUCUACUUUGCCAUCCCGCUGGGCAGUGGCCUGGGGUACAUUACUGGCUCCAGCGUGAAGCAGGCAGCUGGAGACUGGCACUGGGCCUUGCGGGUGUCCCCCAUUAUGGGCAUGAUCACAGGAACGCUCAUCCUUGUCCUUGUCCCGGCCACUAAGAGAGGCCACGCCGACCAGCUUGGGGGACAGCUUAAGGCACGAACCUCAUGGCUCCGAGACAUGAAGGCCCUGAUCAGAAACCGUAGCUACGUCUUCUCCUCCCUGGCCACGUCGGCUGUGUCAUUCGCCACAGGGGCCCUGGGCAUGUGGAUCCCGCUCUACCUGCACCGCGCCCAAGUAGUGCAGAAGACGGCGGAGACAUGCAGCAGCCCGCCUUGUGGGGCCAAGGACAGCCUCAUCUUUGGGGCCAUCACCUGCUUUACGGGCUUUCUGGGUGUGGUCACGGGGGCAGGAGCCACGCGCUGGUGCCGCCUGCGGACCCAGCGGGCUGACCCUCUGGUGUGUGCUGUGGGCAUGCUGGGCUCUGCCAUCUUCAUCUGCCUCAUCUUCGUGGCCGCCAAGAGCAGCAUCGUGGGGGCCUAUAUCUGCAUCUUUGUCGGGGAGACACUGCUGUUUUCUAAUUGGGCCAUCACCGCAGACAUCCUCAUGUAUGUGGUCAUCCCCACGAGACGGGCCACCGCCGUGGCCUUGCAGAGCUUCACUUCUCACUUGCUGGGGGAUGCCGGCAGCCCCUACCUCAUCGGCUUUAUCUCUGACCUGAUCCGCCAGAGCACCAAGGACUCCCCGCUCUGGGAGUUCCUGAGUCUGGGCUAUGCCCUCAUGCUCUGCCCUUUCGUCGUGGUCCUGGGUGGCAUGUUCUUCCUCGCCACUGCUCUCUUCUUCCUCAGUGACCGUGCCAAGGCUGAGCAGCAGGUGAACGAGCUGGUGAUGCCACCUGCAUCCGUGAAGGUCUGAGGCGGUGCCUCUGGGACAAUGAAGAGCCCUCCCUCCCACCUAGUCUAGGGAGUAGCCUACAGCCUCCCAGCCCUGCUGGGCUGUCCAGCUUUCCAUGUGACCCACGGCUGGGCACCCACCCUCUCUGGUUUGAGACUGAGUGGC